Messenger RNA from Diospyros lotus (date-plum), 4953 nucleotides. Its product is annotated as ABC transporter C family member 8. Gene Ontology annotation, molecular function: ABC-type transporter activity; ATP binding; ATP hydrolysis activity. The record is from RefSeq and is a predicted model, not a curated record. Gene Ontology annotation, cellular component: vacuolar membrane; plant-type vacuole. NCBI's taxonomy places the organism in Eukaryota, Viridiplantae, Streptophyta, Magnoliopsida, Ericales, Ebenaceae. The coding region runs from base 206 to 4621 and encodes 1471 amino acids. The transcript has 12 exons. Gene Ontology annotation, biological process: transmembrane transport.
AACUCAUACCCUGAAUUUUUCAUUUUUCUCUACAUAUCUUCUCUCCUUUUGGAUUUGAAGAGUUUCAGCUUUCUGUAUCUCCAUUAAUGCUCCCUGCGUUUAGUCACCAAAGCUGACAUAUGGGAUUAUAAUUAGCAUAAUUGGGUUCAUUAAGUUUUCGUCGAAGUUUAAGAUAUUGGUGUGCCUUAUUAAUACCAGAAUAAGAAUGCAUCUGAAUUUUGGAGGGCUCUCUUGGAUUUGUAAGGGUGAAUUUCCUUCUGUUAGUUAUUGCAUUCAGGGGAUUGUGAUUGAUGCUCUCAACCUGCUAUUCCUCCUAGCGCUUUAUCUUUGUUUAUUUGUGGGCUAUAUAAGAAGGUAUAAUCUUGGGAGGUUUGCUAGGAGGGAUCGGCUCAGUAUAGUUAUUUCAGUCUGCUCAGCUCUUAUUAGUAUUGCAUAUCUUAGCUCCAGUUUAUUGAUUCUGGGAGCAAAAAUUAGUGAACUUAAUCAAUUGAGCUGGGUGGUGCAGUUUGUCAGGGGUCUAAUUUGGAUCUCUUUGACCGUUUCCUUGAUCAUAAAAGUAUCCAAAUGGGUCAACAUUCUGGUCUCAGUUUGGUGGAUGCUGUUCUUUCUGUCAAGUUCAGCUCUAAAUAUUGAAGUUUUAUCAAGAACUCACAACCUUGGACUCUUAGAGGCAGUAUCAUGGCCCGUAAACUUGUUACUUCUCUUUUGUGCUUUGAGGAAUUUCAGUUCCUUCUUCCGUCAAAAUGCCUCAGACAGGAGUUUAUCUGAACCUCUGUUGGUUGAGGAUCCUGAAAAAAACCAAAAUAAAAUAGGACAUGCUAGUUUACUGAGUAAACUAACAUUUUCUUGGAUCAAUUCUUUGCUUCGAUUGGGUUACUCCAAAAUUUUGGCUGUUGAAGACAUUCCUUGUCUGAUACCUGAAGAUAAAGCAGUUUUAGCCUAUGAGAAAUUUGCUCGUGCAUGGGACUUGCUUCAAAGAGAUAAGAGGUCAAACAGUUCUAGGGGCUUGGCUUUUUUGGCUAUAAUGAGAGUUUAUAUGAAGGAAAUGGUGCUUGCUGGUAUUUGUUUAUUUCUUAGGACGUUGUGUGUGGUAGUUUCUCCCUUGUUACUCUAUGCUUUUGUAAGUUAUUCAAAUCACAAUACAGGGAACACAUAUGGUGGUCUCUUCUUGGUAGGGUGCUUAGUUGUUGUCAAGGUUGUUGAGUCUUUGUCUCAGAGGCAUUUCUUCUUCAAUUCAAGGAGGACUGGAAUGAGGAUGAGAUCAGCUUUAAUGGCGGCAGUUUAUCACAAGCAGCUCAAUAUUUCUAGUUUAGGAAGGCAAAGACACUCAACUGGGGAAGUUGUGAAUUACAUUGCAGUUGAUGCAUAUCGAAUGGGGGAGUUUCCAAUGUGGUUUCAUAUGGGAUGGUGUUUUUCUCUGCAACUACUGCUGGCCAUCGGUGUCCUCUUCUGGGUUGUGGGUUUUGGUGCUCUUCCUGGUUUAAUCCCUCUUCUUAUCUGUGGGGUUCUUAAUGUGCCAUUUGCAAAGUUGCUUCAGAACUGUCAGUUUGAGUUUAUGAUAGCACAAGACAAACGGCUUAGGUCUAUGUCUGAGAUCCUAAACAACAUGAAAAUCAUCAAGUUACAGUCAUGGGAAGAUAAGUUCAAGAACUUGAUUGAGUCUUACCGAGAAAAUGAAUUCAAGUGGUUGGCAGAAUCUCUGUAUACGAAGGCCAUUGGCACUGCCUUGUAUUGGAUGUCACCUACAAUUGUUUCUUCAGUUGUUUUCUUCGGAUGUGCCCUUUUUGGCAGUGCUCCCUUAGAUGCUGGCACAAUUUUUACAGUUUUGGCAACACUACGAAGUAUGGCUGAACCUGUUAGAAUGAUUCCUGAAGUUCUUUCGGCACUGAUCCAAGUCAAAGUCUCUUUUGAUCGGAUUGAUUCUUUUUUACUUGAUGAUGAACUCAAGAAUGAGAAAUUAGUGACAAUUCCAUUGCCAGAGUCUGAUACCUGCAUUAAUAUUCAAGCUAGCAGUUUCAGUUGGGAGACUGAAUCGGUGAUUCCAACACUUAGAAAUGUUAACUUGGAAGUAAGACGUCCGCAGAAAAUUGCAGUUUGCGGGCCGGUUGGGGCCGGAAAAUCCUCACUUUUAUAUGCUAUUCUAGGGGAGAUACCCAAAAUUUCCGGAAAUGUUAACGUAUUUGGAUCCAUUGCUUAUGUUUCCCAAGCGCCUUGGAUUCAGAGCGGCACCAUUCGUGAUAAUAUAAUCUACGGCAAGCCAAUGGAGAAUUCCAAAUAUGAGAAAGCUGUCAAAGCAUGUGCUCUAGACAAGGACAUCAGUAGUUUUGACCAUGGUGAUCUCACAGAGAUAGGUCAGAGGGGGAUUAAUAUGAGUGGGGGACAAAAACAAAGGAUUCAGCUUGCACGAGCUGUUUAUAAUGAUGCUGAUAUAUAUCUCCUUGAUGACCCUUUUAGUGCAGUAGAUGCACAUACAGCAGCAGCUCUAUUUAAGGACUGUGUCAUGACUUCCCUAGAAAACAAGACUGUCCUCCUAGUGACUCAUCAAGUGGAAUUUCUAUCCGCAGUUGAUAAUAUCUUGGUGGUAGAAGGUGGAGAAAUUAUUCAAUCAGGAAGCUACCAGGAGCUCUUGAUGACUGGGACAGCAUUUGAACAGCUUGUGAAUGCUCACAGAUCUGCAGUAACCACCUUGGAUCCUAAAAAUGGUGAAAAUAGUAAUCAACAAACCGAAAAGAGAAACAUGGAUGCACUGGAAGAGACUGAAAGUCCUUUCUUCUGUAAACAGCACAGUGAGGGGGAAAUUUCUAUCAAAGCUUUACCAGGAGUGCAGCUGACAGAAGAAGAAGAGAAGGAAAUUGGCGAUGUUGGGUGGAAGCCGUUUUUUGACUACAUCCUUGUCUCAAAGGGAUCACUUAGUCUCUCUGCAAGCUUAAUAAUUCAGUUUGCCUUCGUUGCUUUUCAGGCUGCUUCAACUUAUUGGCUAGCAUUUGCCAUUCAACUUCCUAAUAUUAGCAGUGGCAUUUUAAUCGGAGUGUAUACCGUAAUUUCAACAAUGAGCACCUUCUUUGUAUAUCUAAGGACUCUAUAUUCUGUGCGUCUGGGAUUAAAAGCUUCUACAGCCUUCUUCUCAGGUUUCAUAGAUUCUAUUUUCAAAGCUCCCAUGCUCUUCUUUGACUCCACCCCAGUUGGACGGAUUCUGACCCGGGCUUCAUCAGAUUUGAGUGUCUUGGAUUUUGACAUACCUAUGGCCCUUGUGUUUGUUCAUGCUCCUUUGAUUGAGCUGCUGGCAAUCAUUUGCAUCAUGGCCUCGGUCACAUGGCAAGUUCUCAUUGUAGCUGUCUUCACCAUGGUGGCUUCAAAAUAUGUUCAAGGAUAUUAUCAAGCCUCUGCUCGGGAACUGAUGCGAAUAAAUGGAACAACCAAAGCUCCUGUCAUUAAUAAUGCAACGGAGACCUCCCUUGGUGUUGUAACUAUAAGAGCAUUUGACAUGGCAGACAGGUUCUUCCAAAACUACCUCAGGCUCAUUGACACAGAUGCGAAACUUUUGCUUUACUCCAAUGCAGCCCUAGAGUGGUUAAUUUUAAGAGUUGAAGCACUCCAAAACCUGAAUUUAUUUACUGCAGCUUUUCUCCUGGUUUUGCUUCCAGAAGGUUCCAUACGUCCAGGUCUUGUUGGACUUUCCCUUUCUUAUGCCCUGGUUCUGACCAAUACACAAGUGUUCAUGACUCGGUGGUUUUGCAGCUUAUGUAAUUUUAUUAUUUCUGUGGAACGGAUCAAACAAUAUAUGCAUAUACCUCCUGAGCCUCCAGCCAUUGUGGACGAUAAAAGGCCACCGUCGUCUUGGCCUCUGAAGGGAAGGAUAGAGUUAGAGAAUCUAAAGAUACGAUACAGGCCAAAUGCUCCACUGGUUCUCAAGGGUAUUACUUGCACAUUCAGAGAAGGGACUAGAGUGGGGGUUCUUGGUAGAACUGGAAGUGGAAAAACUACCCUCAUAAGCGCUUUGUUUCGCUUAGUGGAGCCCGACAGUGGGAAAAUUCUUAUAGAUGGGGUUGACAUUUGCUCCAUAGGUCUUAAGGAUUUAAGGAUGAAACUCAGCAUCAUCCCUCAAGAGCCGACUCUUUUCAAGGGUAGUGUUCGAACAAACUUGGAUCCUUUAGGUCUUUAUUCUGAUGAUGAGAUAUGGAAGGUUCUAGAGCAGUGCCAGCUCAAGGCCACAAUCAGCCGUCUUCCGAACUUGCUAGAUUCUUCCGUGAGUGAUGAAGGUGAGAACUGGAGUUUAGGGCAACGCCAGCUCUUCUGUCUUGGAAGAGUCCUCCUUAAGAAAAACAGAAUUCUCAUUCUAGACGAAGCAACGGCUUCUAUUGACUCUGCAACGGAUGCCAUUCUGCAGAAGAUCAUUCGGGAAGAAUUCUCGAACUGCACUGUUAUAGCUGUAGCUCACAGAGUUCCAACCGUCGUAGACAGUGACAUGGUCAUGGUUCUUUCUUUUGGGAAUCUAGUCGAAUACGACGAGCCAUCAAAGCUCAUGCAGAUCAAUUCCUCUUUUGCUAAGCUUGUGGCGGAGUACUGGUCCAGCUGCAGGGGGAACUCUGCUCAGAGUUUCAAUGAUCACCAAACUCACUGAACAAGAAGAUGAAUUAGAAGAAGAAGAGAAAGUUAACAAUGGUAAUGCAUGCAGGAUAUAUGUAUGCAUUUGGGCUCUCUUGAAUUGAUAUGAAGUAGGUUUAUCUAUUUCUUGGAACAAUAACGAAUGGAGAGUGACGGGGCAACAUAACAAUUGUCUGAUAUGAGUAAUUUGAGAGAAGGGACGCGAGCCCCAUGGGGAGUGGUGGGCCUCCUUGCUAGCCCUCAUUGGACACGAUCACCAUAUCAACUCUAAAUUAAUAGAUAUUAAAGAAUAAUAAUCAAUGAUUGUACGCAGGAUAUGCAAAUAAUGAACUUGGCUGCCUUUUUUUU